GGAAAAUGGGGUGGAGAGAAAGGGGAAGGGCCGAUGGCAAUGGCUGCUGGGGUAACUCAGACAACAGCAAGGAGGAAGAUGCUGGGAGGAAGGGGAGGGGGAGCGGGGAGAAGGAGGAGGAGGAGGAGGAGGAGGAGGAGGAGGAGGAGGAGGAGGAGGAGGAGGAGGAGGAGGAGGAGGAGGAGGAGGAGGAGGAGGAGGAGGAGGAGGAGGAGGAGGAGGAGGAGGAGGAGGAGGAGGAGGAGGAGGAGGAAGAGGAGGAGGAGGAGGAGGAGGAAGAGGAGGAGGAGGAGGAGGAAGAGGAGGAGGAAGAGGAGGAGGAGGAGGAGGAGGAGGAGGAGGAGGAGGAGGAGGAGGAGGAGGAGGAGGAGGAGGAGGAGGAGGAGGAGGAGGAGGAGGAGGAGGAGGAGGAGGAGGAGGAGGAAAAAGAGGAGGUGGUGGUGGUGACGGUGGGGGGGGCGGAGGAGGAGGGUGGAGCGAGGAGCGGGGUGGGCGCGCGGCACCAGGCGUGCAGGUCGUCAAUGGCGACGGGCACGUCCUCCAUGCGCGGGUAAGUGCGGUUCAGCGUGUGUGCA
This is a messenger RNA of Closterium sp. NIES-67, 575 nucleotides long. The record is from the annotation of a GenBank genome assembly. Lineage: Eukaryota; Viridiplantae; Streptophyta; Zygnematophyceae; Desmidiales; Closteriaceae.